This is a messenger RNA of Sinocyclocheilus grahami, 3723 nucleotides long. RefSeq names its product transmembrane protein 189-like. The record is from RefSeq and is a predicted model, not a curated record. The transcript has 6 exons. Gene Ontology annotation, molecular function: oxidoreductase activity. Bases 66 to 893 code for a protein of 275 amino acids. Lineage: Eukaryota; Metazoa; Chordata; Actinopteri; Cypriniformes; Cyprinidae.
CGGACAGAGGCGUGGAGUUGAGGAUGCGGAAUUAACGCAUUCGCUGCGCCCGAACCGGACUGAAUAUGGCGAGCACCGAGAGCAAAAGAGGGUCUUCGGAAAACUUUCACACAACCGAGCCAAGUGGAUCGGACCAGCCGGGCGUGAGAAGGGGUCCACAGCAUGCAGGUGCUAGAGAGCUCGCGGAGUUAUACUCGCCAGGAAAAAGAUGUCAGGAAUGGAUCAGUUUGCUUCUUUGCUUUACCCUCAUGGCCUUCAACUUCUGUUACCUGGUAACAUACUUCCACCUAGGACACACCUGGUACAUCCUCCUGGGCAUCGUGGCAGGGAUCCUGACAGCAGACUUUGCCUCUGGUUUGGUCCACUGGGGUGCUGACACAUGGGGUUCAGUGGAUCUGCCCAUCGUUGGGAAGGCCUUCAUUCGUCCGUUUCGAGAGCACCACAUCGAUCCAACAGCUAUAACGCGCCAUGAUUUCAUUGAGACGAAUGGUGAUAACUGUAUGUUGACUAUCAUCCCUCUGGCUAACAUGGCUGCAAACUUUUUGAUGCUCUCACCAGCGGAGAUCUAUCGGAACUACCCCUGGUACUGUUACGUCUUUGCUUUAGCCAUUUUUGUUACAUUGACCAAUCAGAUUCACAAGUGGUCGCACACAUAUUUUGGGCUUCCACGCUGGGUGACGUUUCUUCAGGAUUGUCACAUCAUUUUACCACGGAAACACCACAGAGUUCACCAUGUUUCACCUCAUGAAACCUACUUCUGCAUUACCACAGGCUGGUUGAACUAUCCUCUAGAAAAACUGGGAUUCUGGAGAAACCUGGAAGAUCUGAUCCAGAGCCUGACAGGAGAGAAACCCAGAUCAGAUGACCUCAGAUGGGCCCAGAAAACCAAGUAAUCUUCCUCUGCCACCAACCCACCUCCCCUACCUCAGACCUGCCUCAGAACAAGAGGAACGGCAAGAUAGCAAUGCCCAAAUUAGAAAGCCAUCAAUUCUUAGCAAAAGUUAAGUGAAAGGGGGUUGACAGAGCGAUUGAAAGCAAUAUCCCACCCCGCUCACUCUAAAGAUCCAAACAUCUAAAUCCUUGUUGAAAACUUGAGACUUUUGUGAAAUGUUUAAAACUCUUCAAAGUGCAAAAAACAAGCGAAUUUAAAAAGCCAAUACUUGAACAAAGUGGGCUCUUUUCUGGACACCUUCUCAUCCUUUAACUGCUCAAAGCUUUGCUGACUAGCAAAGUUUCUGAGGGACUGGCCUCUGCUCUUGGGUUUGGCCUUUGGGACUGAUAUCUCUUGCUCUCACCCUUCUCUUGUUUGGGGUUAAAGUGCAGUAAAGUCAAGGCAUUUUGGCUCUUUGACCAGAGAGGGCUGAAAACACGUGUCUUCGUCUGUUGCUUGUGUCUGAACGGACAGAGCAGCAUCAUAUGCAGUCUUACUUCAGUACGCCUUAAAAGAUGAAUCACAAGAAACUUGCUUUGCUUGGCCUCAUCCUUACACUUCAUUCAUCUUUUCAUGAUUAAUACUUUCUUUUGAAGCACAUUUGCAAAUUCAGAGGUGCUGGAAGCAGUCAGCUGUUGACAAAGUAUAUUGGAAGUAUUUCCACAUAGGUCAAUAUUUAGGCCAUGAGAUCUACAUUGGUGUCCUCGCUGCUCGACACUGAGAUAACCCAACAGAAACUCAGAAAAGGCCUCAUCCAUUUUUAGUUAGUAUUAACUUCAUCAUAGGGUAGGUUGAUGCGAGCUUGACCAGCUGACUGACACAAACUAACACUUUCACUCCAUUGCUCGAGUUUUGGAUUGGCAUACAUUGUUACUUAACAGUUUAAUGUUGAAUUUAACGCUAGCAUGUUAAAUCACACAGCUCGUAGUUCUUAUUUAAUAAUAAUAUGAGAUGCUAAGGGCAGUUACAGCAUGAUGAAAAUGAUAGAAUCAUCAGAACAUCUAGCUGUCUAGUGACUUACAACUACUACUAACUGCUUAUUUAAUGAGCGUUAUGCACAUAUUUUCUUUUAUAAAGCUGCAAUGACAAUGGAUUGGAAAAAAAGAUUUAUUUACUUGACUUUAUAUUUAAACACAGCACUAGUCAUAUUUUUUUAAUUAAUAGAAAUAUUAAGGAGUCUUUCAUUAAUAAAAAAAAGAUCUUUGCUCUGCUUUGAGAAGUGUUGCUAUUCAAGCAAUGUAGUUUAGGCAGUGUUUAUCAUGUGUGGUUACCAUUGUAACAGUCGUCUUAUAAGAGUGAGGAAAUGGGAGAAGAAAUGAACAUUAUCAAAUGUAACAUAAUUGUGAUCAUUUUUGUUGUGCCAUUUGUUUUUUACUUUUAUUUUUCUGAAUCAGUUUAAUUAUUUUUCUAACAAUAACUGUUACACCAUGUUUGCAAAGAUAGUUAUUAAGCCUUCACAAGUCAUAAACUGUAACGGUCAACCCAAUCAAGUUACAGCUUUUAAGUUUUAUGCUUGUGUUAAUAUUCAUGCCAAAACCUUGUUACUGUCAGCAGCAAUGUGGCUGUUGUUGUGUUUCAUUAGGUCAGUAUGGUGAUAGUACAUGUUGUUUAGAUGGGUCAGCUCGACAGAAGGUCAGAGAAUGUGUUUUAGAGAGCGAAUUCAUUUGUCCCGAGAUGUAAAACUGUUACAAAGGCACAGCCAGAACUGUAAAAAUUGAUUUUUGAGCUGAUUCAAAAUGUUGUGUUGUGUUACAUCUAAAUUUCCUCCUUUUCUGAAUUCAGGAAGAUUUGUUUAGUGGAAUAUUGUAGUAUUUUUGACAGUCGACUAAAAUCUUAUAUAUUUCUAUGCUUAUACAAGAUGCCAAACUUAUUUUUGCUCUGCUAAUAGAUCUGUUGUGAUGUGUUUGGUCGGUGUUUAUUUGAAGAGGACACUCCGGUGGUGAUUUUCUUUGUACAGGGAACUGGAGCUUAAACCAAUUACUUUUAGUAAAAUGUUACAUUUGUCAUUGGACUCCACUUAAUUUUGUAUUAUACGUUUUUAUAAUGACAUUCUUUCCUACAUUCUACAUUGCGCAGUGUGGACGAUCAGAUCAUAUUACAUAGCUUUACUUUUUUUUUUUUUGAAUAUACUGAUCGUGUAGGACUCCACCAGCUGUAACAUUUCUAAGCUUAUUUCCUAUUGAUUGAAAAUGGUGGAAGAGGUGAGCUGGAGCAGACUGUGAUCAUGAUGUGGUGAUGCAGUGACGAUUGUGCUUUUGUCUAGUUAAGCUGGUUCUGCAGGGCUAAUUAUUAUAUAAACCCACAGAAAUGUAGGAUUUUGCUUAAGAAAUGCUACUAAUUUGGUGUGCAAUGUAUUGUGGUAACUGAGUGAUUGUAUUAUCAAACACGCAAGAUUAGAGUGUUAAAAACCAUUCCUCUGUUGAGGCUCCUUGCUUUCCAUGCACAGCGCAGUAGUAUGUGGCUGUGAGGAGAUUGAACUAAUCACAUUGUACUUGCUCAAAAAUAUUGUAUUUUCUCUUAGAUAGCAAAGCCAAUUCCUUAUUCGCCGGGGUCAUUUGAUCAAUGACCCUUGGCAUUCACACUUGUUACUGAAUGUUUGUUGUUACUGAUUUAUUGGAAGAAGCCUUUAAAAUGCUAUCUUGGCUGAUUUUGCAAUUCACCUCAAAGUCUCACAUUCAGUACGUUUUUUGUAGGACGGCUACUUGUUGAAAACUGAAAAUAACGCCUUAAUGCCUUUUUGUUGUUUCCUGUUUUGAAAACUUUUAUGUCAUUAAGUUCUUAUUUAUAAUGAA